Messenger RNA from Haliotis rufescens (red abalone), 1463 nucleotides. Its product is annotated as myosin-2 essential light chain-like. The record is from RefSeq and is a predicted model, not a curated record. The transcript has 6 exons. Bases 113 to 556 code for a protein of 147 amino acids. NCBI's taxonomy places the organism in Eukaryota, Metazoa, Mollusca, Gastropoda, Lepetellida, Haliotidae. Gene Ontology annotation, molecular function: calcium ion binding. Gene Ontology annotation, cellular component: myosin II complex.
AUCUGAAGCCGUGAUACAGCGAACAUCUUGAAAUUAGUUGUGGUGCCAGUAGUAUAUAAGAACCUGUACAUACCGGAAGUAAAGUGAUUCAUCCUUCAUUGUAGAGUUCAAAAUGGCGAAACUUUCGGAAGAUCAGAUCAUUGAAAUCCAGGAGACUUUCAACCUGUUUGACCAGCGGGGAGAUAACAAGAUAGCAGCACACCAGCUGGGUGAUGUUCUCCGUGCCCUGCAACAGAACCCCACAGAGAGUGAGAUCAAGAAGUGUGGAUAUGCCUCCAACCCAGAUGCUCGUAUCUCCUUCGAGGUGUUCCUCCCCAUCUGGCAGACAGUCUCCAAGAACCGCACAGUUCCACCUCUAGAAGACUUCAUUGAAGGCUUCCGGGUGUUUGAUAAGGACCAGAACUUCUACAUCUCAAGUGCAGAAUUGAGACAUAUACUCACAUCAUUAGGGGAGAAGUUGUCCGAUGAUGAGGUUGACCAGCUGUUCCAGGGACAAGAGGAUGCACAGGGAAAUAUCAACUAUGAAGAUUUCAUCAAGAUGGUCAUGAACGGAUGAGCUUCUAUGGAUGGCUGCUGAAGAUUGAUGGAAGUCAACAUCCUGCCCAAUUCAAGUGCAGUUCGGACAUCAACGCUCAUCUCAAAUUGAGAUACACUCAAGGGCAUAGUGGAGACUUUGAAUGUAUUGUAAAUACUUAGACUGUAAAACAAGAGAAACACCCAGCAUCAAUAAAACAUCAUUAACACAAUGCAUUGUCAAAGAAUGAGACAAUCUGACACGAACAGUCUUCUGGAUCAUUCUUGUUGUAAUUGUUUUCAAAUAUCAUGUCCACAAAAUUGAUUCGUUUUUAGCGCUGUUACUGAAAGCUUUGUGUUGGUGCUCAAAUCGAACAUAUUUUCCAGAACCUUUGCUAUUUGGCUUUGACUGAUUUUCUUGUUUUGCAGUUUAUGUUAGGUUUGUGUUCAUUAUUCCACCAUUUAUCACUUAUGCUUGUGCAACUUCCAUGUGCAUGACGCUAUACUCUCUUGACCAAUAUUUCCUAACCAUGUUGCAAUCUCCAAUUGCUAAGUUCAAAAUUGUAUGACAUGUCUUUCAUUGUGGUACUGAUACAUGUGUAUUUACUAAAACAUUGAAUUGACAUCCAUUCUCCCUUUAAACAAGCUUUAUUGGACAGCAUCCAUAUUUUCAUUGUCGGCAGUGUUCCUUCCAUGCAAUGGAUGAGUUAGUUUAUGUGUCAUGUUUCGCUUUCAUGGCUUGUGCAGUAUUGAAACAAUAAAGAAUAUUCUUGUGAUAUUUCAAUGUUUCAUCCCAUUUUUAAAAGAAUGACCUCAUUUUCGAAAAGUUGAUAAGUGCUGAAAUGCAAGAACUAGGUAAGGAAACAUUUAUAUACAUUUAAUGCUAUAUUUAUACCUGGUAUAUAUCAUUCCAUACAUUUGUAGAUGUUAGAAUAAAGGCAUUAUUAGAA